GAGACACAGACCGGCUUGAGACAAGGGACAACCAUCCUGCCGUGCUUCACAUAUUUCACAGCAUACCUUUAUUCAAAAGCUGAAUGAAAUCCGAAAUACAGGAGGUUCAGCGCUGGGACAAUACGGUACUUAGGGUUUAAAUGUUUCGGUAACCUUCUUUGAACUUUUGUUGUGGCUGUCUACUUGUGCGUUUCUUUUGGACGGAAAAAGUCGGUGACACGAAAUCUCUCAUUGAGAAAUUGGUCGAGUUAAACACGCUCUUUGAGGCAAAUUUCCCAAGAUCUUGCAAGUCUGCAGAACACUCAACACUCCAAGAAAUCUCCUUUGCUGUGUCCAGUCUCCACAGUCUCUGGACACUGGAAGGAAUAGAUGGACCUCCACCGCCCCUUCAAAAUGGAUGGCUCCUCCUACCUCCCCACUCCUCUGGCUUCCCCAGCCCUCAUGGUACUGGCCUCCACUGCUGAGGCAGGCCGUGAUGCCUCCGUCCCCUGCCAGGCGCCCCGCUCUUUCGGAGUCCCUGUCUCUGUAGACAAAGACCUCCAUCUCCCCUUUCCAUCAGCUUCCUACACCUUCACAUCCAUGUACCACCACCAGGGGCCCAUCUCAGGGGCUUUCUCUUCCAGAGACUUCCCUGCCUCCUUGCUGCACCUCCAUCCCCAGUUUGCCAGCCCCAACCUGGACUGCUCCUCUCUGGGGAUGCUCAACCACAGCGGGGUCGGGGCCUUUAGACCGUUCUCCUCCCCACCUGAGGAGAGGGAGGCUGGGGGGUACCACUCAGCCUUCACCCCCGCCAAGCGUCCGAAGGGCUGCUACACAGACUCAGAGGGGAAGGGGUAUGAGUUUGGUACACCAGGAGGGUCCCUGCAGGCUGUAGCUGAGGACGCUGGGAGGAAGCUCUUUGCAGUGUCUGGUCUCCUGUCUGACGGAGAGGGUUCAUCAAGCCCUGAAGAAUACAAGGAGGGUUGUAUGAAGGGCCUGUUUGACUCCCAGAGCCCGGUGUGUCCUGUGUGCCAGGCAAUACUGCGCCCCGGGGAGAUGCAGGAACACAUGGAACAGGAGAUGGCCCGACUCAAACAACUCCACAUCAGUGCACAUUCAGCGCAUGGAGACCAUCUUUUAGGGACCUCUAAGUCACUCUCAUUGUCUCUACAAAUCAAGUGUGAGGGGGGAUCCCCCAAUCCUCGUUCCCCCGAGGACCCCAACACAGACAGGUACCAGACAUUCCUUCGUGUGAGAGCCAACAGACACACCAGACUAAAUGUCGAUGACCUCUACUGGUGCAGGUGCUACACCAAACCCGUCCCUUUACGCCCCCACAAUGGAGCCCACCUAGCUCCUGACUACACACAAGCUGUCAGAAUUGGAAAGCUGAAGAGACGGAAGCCUGAGGAGGGGCAUGAUGGCCUUACCGACCUGGGGGGAGAUGAGGAUGAGUGGAGUGAGAGAAGGAGGAUGACAUCCAUACUGGGGGGAUUCAAAGGAGCAAUGAUGGUGAGCAGCAGUAAGACGAGGGAGGGUCGGGACAGCGACGCUGACUUGGACGUGGACGGAGACGAUACUCUGGAGUAUGGAAGAGCCCAGUACACAGAGACAGAUGUCAUUCCCUGCUCAACAGAAGAACGUGGGGAUGUGGAGCGGAGGGAGGCGAGGGCGGGCAUCAUGAAUGGUGGCUCGGAGUCUGAUCGAUUAGCGCUGAAUUGUUCCAAAUGGACAAAUGAGGGGAGUCCAUCUACCAGCAAUGGAGAGAGUAACAAACUAGAUAACAACAUGACCAUCCUGAACACGACCUGCAAAAACAGUGAUAUUGAGAUGGUCUCCGAGGAUUCUGCCUUAACAACCCUGGAUGCUCUAAAAGCUCGGAUAAGGGAUCUAGAGAAGCAGCUGUCUAAAGGGGAAAGAUACAAAUGUCUAAUCUGUAUGGACACAUACACAACUCCGCUCACAUCCCUUCAGUGCUGGCAUGUUCACUGUGAAGAGUGUUGGCUCCGAACUCUGGGGGCUAAAAAGCUGUGUCCACAGUGCAACACCAUCACUUCCCCCGGAGACUUGAGGCGGGUAUACCUGUGAGAGCACAGGGCAUCACGAGUUUUAAACUUAUCAGGGGGGAACUGCUGUAAGGACAGCUGGCCUGUCAAAUACUGUAUCGACCUUUUCCUUUCAUUGAUCCACAGUACGUAUCCCACUUUCCAGUGACUCAGUGGGGUAACACAUGGCAUACUGGAGAAUAUGAAGACAGUAGUACUUUGUAUUUGGGCCUCUAAUCUGCAGUUGAGCCAGUUGUAAGACUUCAUGCAAUUUCAACUAUGUUUUCAAGUACAUGUGUAACUAUAAUUUAAUUAAAAAAAAAAAAGUUAUUCCACACUCGGAAGCUCAGGCGUUGAAUGAAAUCUGUUUCACUCUUUGGACUAUUUUAAGAAUUUUUAUAAUAGUGUGUCCGUUUUUAUGAGAGAAAAAAAAAUCUAGCACAUGUACAUAAUUUUCCCAAUGUUUGCGAUUGCCUCUGUAUAGAUGUAUGUGGCCUAAACAACUCCCUUUGUGUGCACAGAGAAGCUAUAGCUAUUUAUAGCUAAACCUAUAUCUUUGUUUAUUAAGUUAAGGGGGACAUAACAAUGCUUAUUGCAAGAUUAAUUGUUGUCUGUUGUUUGUUUGUGUUCCUUUGUACAGAAUGAA
Molecule: messenger RNA, 2670 nt
Organism: Osmerus eperlanus (European smelt)
Lineage: Eukaryota; Metazoa; Chordata; Actinopteri; Osmeriformes; Osmeridae
Gene: rnf220b
Product: ring finger protein 220b
Exons: 16
Coding region: 370-2067 (565 amino acids)
Biological process (GO): protein ubiquitination
Molecular function (GO): ubiquitin protein ligase activity; metal ion binding
Source: RefSeq, a predicted model, not a curated record